UGUUAACCAUCUAUUAUUUAUUAUACAAUAUAUUUUUGUUAUCUGUGUUAAAGAAAAUGUAAGUUGUGUUCUGUUGGAAUGGGAGAAGUUUGGUACGCUUCUUUGUGGUGUUUUGUUUCACCCACUACCUGUGAACAUAGUCGGCCUGGCGGGUUGUCUAAGCCGGCCCACCAAUGUACUGUGGGUUGUUGUGUUGGGUGGUCCUCUGUGCUGCAGGUUAGUUGUGUUUAUUUAUAUACCUUGUGCUGUGAAUUAGUAUACUGUGGUGAAGGUUACAAGCAAAGGAUGUGUUUAGUAGCUAAGGUAAUACAAGUGAUAUUAUUGUUUGCCAGACGGAGAAUGUAGGGACGCCCUGGACUUCAUGUCGGUUGGUGUGUUGGUUGGUCCUCCGUGCUACAGAGUUGUGAGGACGCCCUGGACUGGAUGAUAGUUGGGGUGGUGACAUGUCAGGUGUGCUACGGGGAUUCGAAGAGCGUCAGUGUGGGCCACUGAAGUCGAAACACUUCAAGCAAUAAAUACCUGUUACGAUUUGUGGUUUAUUACACAUUUGGAAUCCCCAACAUUUCGACUUCAACCACAAUGGGCUGGCAAGAGGAGAUGGAAUUGUUAAAGAGGAAGAGGGCCAUUGCCAAAGGGAAAUUCACAAGAAAGGUGACCCUGCUGGAUGAGGGUGUGCGGGAAGGUGAGCCAGUAUCAGUAUUGAAGAGUAGCUAUGAACAGAUUUCUGAGGCCUUUCAACACCUAGAAGACAGUAAUGAUGUGAUAUUAAAAUAUGUGUGUGAUAAUAAAUUAGAAGACAAGUUAGUUAAGGAGGCUGAAGAAUACAUGCUAGAUUGUGAAAGAAUCAUGAAGAAAAGACUAACAGAAAUUAGUAACAUUGAAAACAUACAGAACAGUGUCAAGCCUAAAGUGAAGUUAAAGGCAUUUGAGCCUCCUAAAUUUUAUGGGAAUUUAAGAGAGUACCCUCGUUUUAAGGAGGACUUUAAAAAUCUAGUCAAAAGUGUGUAUGGUGAAGAUGCGUAUGCAUUGAAAAUGUGUCUCAGUGGUGAUGCCCUUCAGACUGUCAGAGGUGCAGAAGGUAAUUAUGAAGAAAUGUUUGAAAGGUUAGAUGACAAGUUUGGAAAUGCAAGAAAGGUGGUGGACUUGGUAAUAAGUGACCUUAGGGCUUUGAAAAGGAUCAAUGAAGGUGAUACCAAAGGAUUUAUAAGGAUGGUGGAUCAGGUGGAACAGUGUUGGCUAGAUUUGAAAAAUAUAAACUUGAAUGAGGAACUUAAUACUGCUAAUGUAGUCAGUCAUAUUGAGAAGGUGUUGCCCACACUUCAGAAGAGGGAGUGGGUAAUAAAGGCAGAAGAAGUAUCUGCUACUAGUGAUCUCUUUCCCACUUUAUUGAAAUUUCUGCAAAGGGAGAGAAAGGUAUUGGAGUAUAUGAAUUCUAGUGUCAGAUCUACUGGCGGUGAUAGAAGUUCAGUACAUCAUGUAAAUAAUUCAGCUGACAAGGUCAUGGAGUCAGAUCUGGUAACACUAAUAAAACAGAUGAAGGAAGAGCAACAACUAAAGAAUAAAGAUUUAGAGUCAUGUAUUGUAAAUUUGACAGAGAUGGUGAAAGGUACCCACUUGAAGACUGGAAAUAAUGAGGGAGGAUGCUGGAUUCACAAUUCCAGGAACCAUGAUACUCUUGAUUGUUAUAAAUUUAAGAAUCUCGGCAACAAGGAGAGGUUUGAGUUAGCUAGAAGCAAUGGAAUAUGUUUUAAAUGCUUAAAGGGAUAUAUCAUCAGGCAUGGAAUUGUAAUACAAACAAGUUGUGUGAUGUCAGGAUCAGGAGUCAAGGUGUGUGUAACCGUCAUCAUCAACCACUGGUGCAUUUUGAACAGGAAGAAGGUGCUAGUCAUAAUACAGUAUCUGCAAACACUCUGAACACCUUAUUGAAUAUCAGUACUGUGUACAGUAACACUCAACCUAUAACAGUACUGUGGGAUUCAGGUUCUGACAUAACCUUGGUGACACACAGUAUGGCAGAAAAACUAAGUUUGAAGGGCAAGGAUGUGAAUUUAUCCAUGAUUAAGGUUGGCAAUGUAAUUGAACAUCAUUCUACCAAAGAAUAUUGCAUACCACUGAUUGAUAGGACUGGGCAUGUAUGGGAAAUUAAUGCCAUUGGUAUAGAGGAAAUAUCUGCUAAAAUCAAUGAAUUUGAUGUGUCAGGAGUUAAGGAGUUAUUUGUAGGAGUAUCAAACCAUGAUAUUAAUCGCCCUUGUGGUGAGAUUGACAUGCUGAUUGGGGCCAAUUACAGUGAAUUAUUGCCUAAAGUUGUUCAGACUAAUGAAGGUCUUCAAUUGUUAGAGAAUCCAUUUGGGUUCAGUAUACGUGGCAGACACAGCAAAAUAACAGCCUCAGGGAGCACGACGAACCAUGUGAUUGUGAGAACUCACAAGGUGUCAAGCUCAAUAAGCCUCAAUGAGAUCAAGGUAGAACCUACAGAUAAACUUAAGUCACAAUUAGAUAAAUUCUUUGCUUUAGAGGAGAGUGGGGUGCAGUGUGACACAAGAUGCCUUAAAUGCCUGUGUAAGGGUUGCCCUGUAAGUGACUGUGUCAAUAUUAAGGAAGAAAGAGAACUGAAAUUGAUUGAGGAGGGAUUAGUAUAUCAUGAAGAAGGGAAGUAUUGGACACCAAGCUAUCCUUGGAUAAGGGACCCGAGACAUCUUAAGAACAAUGUAAAAGUGGCUGUGGCUAGAUUAAAAACUACAGAAAAUAGACUGAAAAAAUUGGAUAUCCAGUAUGCCCAGAGUUAUCACAAUGAAAUCAAGGACAUGGUGAAAAGGGGGGUAGCGAGACAAUUAAGUGAAGAGGAAAUGCAGUCAUACAAUGGCCCAAUUCACUACAUUUCCCAUCAUGAAGUAUUGAAACCAGAUUCUGCUUCAACACCUCUGCGUAUUGUAUUUAACUCAUCUUCAUCAUACAUGGGACAAAAACUUAAUGAUUUUUGGGCAAAAGGGCCAGUUGUUCUUAACAACAUGAUUGGAGUCUUGCUAAGAUUUAGACAGGAAAGGGUUGCCAUAACUGGUGAUAUAUCAAAAAUGUAUCAUUCUGUGAAAAUCAACACACUGGACCAACACACACACCGAUUUCUUUGGAGAGAUUUAAACAGUAACAGACCACCUGAUCACUAUGCCCUGACCUCAGUGACUUUCGGGGAUAGGCCGAGUGGGACCAUAGCUGUGCUAGCAUUAAGGCAUACUACAGAAAAAUUUGGUAAAGGAGAUCCUGAAGUUUAUAACAUGAUUGUAAACAACACAUAUGUUGAUGAUAUUCUCUAUUCCAUUGAUACGGUAGAAAAGGCUUUUGAUUUGAUACAAAGAGCAGAACAUGUAAUAUCUCUUGGAAACUUUCAUGUGAAGCAUUGGAUAGUAAGUGGGCAACAUGAGAACCAUAGUAUCAACAUCAUGGAAUCUGACAAUGGAGUAAUUUUAGUGGGUCAAAGAAUAUCAAAAUGGUUAAAGGAAAACUGGAAUCAAGAUCACUUCAUGUUGAUACCAGCUAACCACCCAGUUACUAGACUGUAUGUGUCCAGCUUACAUAGUAGAGAUCAUGCAGGUAUUGAAACCACCUUGGCCAAGUUACAGAGUAAGUUUUGGGUGCCGGGAGCCAGGAAAUUAAUAAAGUCAAUUAAAGAUAAAUGUGUCACAUGUAGAAAACUCUCAAAACAAACUGAGAACCAGUGUAUGGGUCAGGUGUUAGAAGAAAAAAUGAAGCCAACUCCACCAUUCUAUCAUACUGCUGUCAAUUUGUUUGGACCAUUCAAUAUUAAGGACACUGUUAAAAGGAGAACUCAUGGUAAGGUAUAUGGGGUAAUAUUCAACUGCGUAGUUACUAGGGCAGUUUAUGUAGAUUUGGCAGAAGGAUACAGUGCAAGUGAUUUCAUGGCAACUUAUCAAAGAUUCAUCUCAGUCAGGGGUGCACCCAGAAUACUGUAUUCUGACAGAGGGAGCCAGCUGAUAGCAGCUGGAAAGAAUAUUGAAAGAAUUGGAAAAAAAUGAAGGAGUUACUUGGAAAUAUAAUAGACCUAGUGAUGCACCGUGGUACAAUGGUGCCAGUGAAUCCCUUAUCAAAUCAGUGAAAAGAAAUCUUUGUAUUGCAAUUGGGGAUUCAGUAUUAACUUUUGGUGAACUUCAGACAGCCUUAUUUAAUGUAGCCAGUAUGAUGAAUGAAAUACCCAUAGGGGUAAAACUGCUUUAAUUUAGAACUUGGUAAUUACCUCUGCCCUAAUGAUCUAUUGCUUGGACGAGCUAGUGUAAAAUGUCCACAGGGAAUAUAUGAAUCAGAUGGAGACCAUAUAAGAAGAUUAGAGUUUAUUCAGAAAAUUGUUGAAUCAUUUUGGAGAAAAUGGCAGAGAGAUUUCUUUCCAACGAUGGUAGUAAGACAAAAAUGGCACACCAAUAGGAGAAAUGUAAGAGUGGGUGAUGUGGUUUUAGUUCAAGAUGCUAAUGCAGUUAGAAGAACCUGGAAAUUAGCUCAACUAAUAAAGGCAGAUCCAGGUCGUGAUGGUGCUGUAAGAGAUGUAGACUUAAGGUAUAAGACAGUCAAGGAAGGUAAAGGAUAUGAUGGGGUGACAGACAAAGUCAUGAGUAGGUCAGUGCAUAGGUUAAUAGUGUUAUUACCUAAGGAAGAACAAGAGUGAUGAUGAGCGUGUAGGAUCAUUAUAGAUAUGAUUUAUCUACAUGUACCAAAGCAUUCUAUGUACUACCUGUGUAUAUUGUAUGUUCACUUUGGUCGGGGUGGAGUGUAUCAUUAAAAUGAUAUGUUAACCAUCUAUUAUUUAUUAUACAAUAUAUUUUUGUUAUCUGUGUUAAAGAAAAUGUAAGUUGUGUUCUGUUGGAAUGGGAGAAGUUUGGUACGCUUCUUUGUGGUGUUUUGUUUCACCCACUACCUGUGAACAUAGUCGGCCUGGCGGGUUGUCUAAGCCGGCCCACCAAUGUACUGUGGGUUGUUGUGUUGGGUGGUCCUCUGUGCUGCAGGUUAGUUGUGUUUAUUUAUAUACCUUGUGCUGUGAAUUAGUAUACUGUGGUGAAGGUUACAAGCAAAGGAUGUGUUUAGUAGCUAAGGUAAUACAAGUGAUAUUAUUGUUUGCCAGACGGAGAAUGUAGGGACGCCCUGGACUUCAUGUCGGUUGGUGUGUUGGUUGGUCCUCCGUGCUACAGGUUAGUUGUGUUUAUUUACCCGACAUGUGCUGUGAUUAGUAUAAUUUGGUGAAGGUUACAAAUAGAGGAUGUAUUAGUAAGAUAGGGAUAUAUUGUUGCCAGACAGAGUUGUGAGGACGCCCUGGACUGGAUGAUAGUUGGGGUGGUGACAUGUCAGGUGUGCUACGGGGAUUCGAAGAGCGUCAGUGUGGGCCACUGAAGUGAGUACAUUAUGGGAAUUUAUUGAGUAUUAUGAGUGAUAUACAAGUGAAGUUUAGUUGGAUUUUGUAUACUGAUUGUUGCUUUAUUUUUAUAUUUGGGAUAUGAUUGUAAUGGAUGUCAGAAUCUCUACAUGAAAUGUUAUUUUCUUGGUACCAUUGUGAGGGAUUGAAUUGGGUGUACUAUGAUAUGUGGAUGUGUAUUGAUUAGCCCAUGU
Messenger RNA from Scylla paramamosain (green mud crab), 5607 nucleotides. RefSeq lists its product as uncharacterized. The record is from RefSeq and is a predicted model, not a curated record. Bases 1752 to 4031 code for a protein of 759 amino acids. NCBI's taxonomy places the organism in Eukaryota, Metazoa, Arthropoda, Malacostraca, Decapoda, Portunidae. Gene Ontology annotation, molecular function: nucleic acid binding. The transcript has 3 exons.